AAGGUGAAUUCAGAGACUUGACGAAGGACGAAGGCAGAAAUACUACAAUUAGAGAGUCUGCCAGCUUUGUUGGAACCCCAUCUAUCUGAUAAAAGAAAAUAAAUUCAGUGAUGCUGCGAAAUCAACACAACAAGGGUUACAGAAUUCUCUCAGGAAGGAAAAAGAGAAAGAAAACAAGACAGAGGUGGAGUGCUUCAGACACUUUCAAACAAAUAACCUAUGUAGAAGUAUUUGACCUCCUAUGGGCAGUGAAGAUUUGGAAGAGAAAGAUGAUACCUAAACUACCAAAGUCUGUGACUGAACUCGUCACUGAAGAAGGCUGCAAAGUCUACUUAGUUGGCACUGCACAUGUCAGUAAGAAGAGCAUAAGAGAUGUAAAGCAGACUAUCCAACAACUGCAGCCAGACUCGGUCAUUUUGGAACUCUGUAAUAGCAGAGUUUCAUUGCUGCAUUGGGAUGAGCAGAAACUGAUGGAGGCGAUGGAAACCGUGAACCUACAACUGCUGCUAAGGAAAAUAAAGGAGGUGCAGGUGGGUGUUAAGGUGGGGUUGUUGGAGUUCCUGUUCAUUAUGGGAGUCAACUUUGUUGUAGAAGAGCUGGGAAUGUUUCCAGGAGGAGAGAUGAGAGCCGCAUUCAAGGAGGCAAAAAAAGUGCCAUUUUGUAAACUGCACCUGGCUGACAGACCUAUCUUUAUCACCUUUAAGAGAAUUGUCGCUGGGCUUUCCCUUCAGGAAAUUGCUAAACUUGGCUUUGGUUUCAUGAGCCUUUUCUUUAUUAUCACGAAAAACAGGUGGGACUCUCAGCAGAAUAGUACUGGGACCCAGAAGAAACUAUUAAAGAAAGAGUUUGUGGAAAAGUUGAAACAAAGGGACGUUCUGGAGGAGCUGAAGAAGAGUAUAAGUAAACAUUUGCCUUCUUUUUACCACACUCUCAUUACUGAACGGGAUAUCUAUUUGACUCACAUGCUCAGGCAGGCUGCAAAGCCCAUCGAACGGCCACAAACUUCAAUAUCUGAAUCCACAGUAUUUGUACCAUCGGUCAUAGUAGGAGUGGUUGGAAUGUGUCACGUGUCUGGAAUUGAGAAAAACUGGAAUAAUGAAUUAAAUAUCCAAGAAAUAAUGAGCGUCCCUGCUCCUUCAUUCCUCAGUAAAACCCUGGGCGUUGUAAUCAGAGCUGCGUGGUUUGGACUGAUGUGUUAUGGAAUCUAUCAGCUUGGAACAUGGGUUCAUCAUUUCAUGCCAUCAUGCUCAAUUUUCCAUUAAACACACUCACAGAUCUGCAAGUGCAACAACAAAAAUGGGAGAAAAAAUACAAUGUAACAUCGACAUGACGCCAUUUGUGGCAACGUUUCACAUAAGCAAUUCUAACACGUAGCGUGGAAAACCAGUCUGUGUUUGUAAAUUAUAUCGAUUGGAUUGAUUAGGUGGAAGAGUUUUCAAUAUUUUGAUUGUAAAUACUAUCUGAUGUUACUUCGCAAAGUCAGUGAAGUAUGCUUAUGUCCUUACGAACUAUUUUAACAUUGUUCCUUCAUUCUGUUAACUUUUUAAACUGGAAUCUCCUGAGUAAACCUAUAUGGGACAUUUUUCAGUGUUUGAUAAUGAACCCUGUUAAGUAUGAAUUCAAGAUGAUUAGCGCUUUGACCUUUUUCAGCUGGGCUUGUACACGUUGUUAUUCAGAAGCCAGUUGAUUUUGAACACACAUUUUAACCUUGUUCUUUACAGAGGAUUUUUUUAAAUUCAGGAUGUGGUGCUCAGUUUUGAUCUCAGGUAUUUAUAACAAUGAGCCGAUGUAAUUUCAUUCUCUUUUGUACUUAUUAAAUUGCCUUCUAAACUGCAAUCCCAGUUAU
Messenger RNA from Callorhinchus milii (elephant shark), 1846 nucleotides. Its product is annotated as traB domain-containing protein. Bases 111 to 1262 code for a protein of 383 amino acids. The transcript has 12 exons. The record is from RefSeq and is a predicted model, not a curated record. NCBI's taxonomy places the organism in Eukaryota, Metazoa, Chordata, Chondrichthyes, Chimaeriformes, Callorhinchidae.